Messenger RNA from Amoebophrya sp. A25, 8011 nucleotides. The record is from the annotation of a GenBank genome assembly. Lineage: Eukaryota; Dinophyceae; Syndiniales; Amoebophryaceae.
GUUCAAAUUGGUAUGAAAAGUGUUGUCAGAGUUAUGUGAUCUGUAAAUGAAAUCUGACCAUGAUAUCACCGUCUGUUCUGGGGAAAAUUUUACGGAGAUGUCAGCUGUUUUCAGCUUAACUAGUUUUUUCAAAUAUUUUUUGAAAGAGAGGAUCUCUUGAGAUACGGUGAAUACGGUAGCAUCAAUGCGAGUGUCUCGCCUCGUCGCUGCAGGCACGGCCGUGAGGCUGGUGUCAGCGGCAGACGAAGGGUCCGUGCAACAACAGCCUUCAUCUUCAAGCAAAUCAGGGACUACUUCCGCUAGUGGUAUAGUAAGUUCGACAAUCUCGGCGAUUUUCGGAAGUGAUGCGACGUCUGCAGCGUCAAGUGACGAGCCUUCGCCUGCACGAUAUGGGCUCAACGGUGAGAAAGAAGGCGUGAUUGCGAAGUCAACAUCUGCACCCGGUGGUUCCAAGAACAACGCUGGUAAUCAAGACGUACGGAAGAAAGGGCUAGGCAAGCAAGGAAAUGGCGGCAGCGUCGACAACACAGAAGGUGCAGCACAAUCGCAAAACCAGCUACCAGCAUCCGCCAAUGGUCGUUGUGGUGCAGAGUUUGGAACGCGCUGCGCGACGGGUUGUUGCUCGCAGUUUGGCUGGUGCGGAGGAACCGCAGCGUGGUGUCAGUGCGGUCAGGGCUGCGACGAAAGGUUCGGGCGCUGUGGGCACUGGUGGCAGGUGCCUCCAGGAGAGCGGCUCUGCAUGCAAUCUGAUGGCGUUCCGGAGAUACUACAGCAAAUCGCAGCACUCUUUCCACAUGAGGUUUUCUUCGACAUCAACGUGUUCCAAGGUAAACACGGCGGCGCGAGUAUCCAAGCAGACGGUGAGGCAGACGGGGGCGAACGCAAUAAAGGGAAAAGCAAACCACCAGAGGAGUUCGCGUUUGAAGCGAAAAUAGAAAAGAUGCAGGCACAGUUCAGCAGCACUUCCUACGAAGGGCUUCUGCGCGGCUUGACACAGAUAAAAACGGCGAUACCAGGUUCGAAUGUGAUCGUGACUCGAAGAUGUGCAUCAAGCUUGAUUGAGAUUGUCUUAUCAAUCUAUAGAGGAGAGGGCGAUUUUGUAGAGCUUAGUGUCACCUCUUUUAGGUACAAGAUCUCGAAGACGUGUUUAAUUGUGUUUCUGUCACAUAUUAACUGACGACCGCAUUGAAAUUUCCACACUCGUGGCCAGGCGCUGCCUUCAGCGACAUCGAGGAGGCACUCCGCUCGCCGCCUGAGGGCUUAAGCUUCGAAGCUGCUGCUGCUGCCAUUAGCACAUUAGCUGGCACUUUCGCACCUUUUGACAUCAAGCAGGCAUGGGCGAGUCUUCUUUUCUUCGUUGGCGGUCAUCCUACUCUGAAGCACAAGCCGAUCGACGCAAUUGCAAAAUCGUUACGGGAUAUCGAGCGCCAGUUUCCAGCAAAAAGUGGAUCCUUCUCGGACGUUUUGGGCCUAUUGCGGGAUGUUUUCAGCAACAAUGCGGAAAUUGAUGAUCCGCAAACGCUGGUAAACCUCUUGGCAGGUCUACGAACGAGCGGCUUCGAAAACGACUUUGAGAUUUCGAACGCCAAAGAUUUCGCUUCCGUCUUGCACAUCGUAUAAUUUCUUAACACAAAUUCGAGAAUCUAUCAGGUCAAAUAUGAGUAGGAUCGGAUGCCGCAUCGACAAUUAUAGAGAAGAGGAUGCAAAAACUGUGAGUCAGGUUUGUUUGCACCGAGCUCUGAUGAAAAGAGAACAAACAUUUCUAGGUGAUGAGCCUCUUCUUCUGUCAUGAGAAUUACGAAACUCUCCUCAGAUCCGCCAGCUUGGAGGAGACGGCAGCCUCACGCUGGCACAGCCGCUGAGUGACGCCUCCCACAUUCUAGGGGAAAUCAAGAGCAAGACGACGAACGAACCGCAGGACAUCGCACGAAAUAAUUUGGUUGAGUCCAUCAAUUUACUCUUUCAAUUGCACAGCAUGUUCGAUCUCGAAACGCGCUGUGGCUCUGGCGAGGCAGACGACCAAAAGGACGCAAAAACUUCCUCAACGGUCACGGCAAAGGCGUCGCCUGCACCCGGAUCCGCACCAGUUUGGUUCCAACACGAGGGCUGUUUUUCAAGUGACGUGGUUGCAAUAAUACGUGAAUUCAACGUGCGGACCCUCGCGGACUUCGUUGACGAAAUGCGGCGUUUCUCCACCGCACUGCCAAAGGAGACGAGUCUCCGGGCUGUUGUACAGAGCUUUCUGAAAAUGCGACGGGUCUCUUCCGCCAGCACGGCUACGAGCGCCGGCCCGCCGGCUUUCUCGAACAUAGUUGCGACGUCGUCUUCAUCAAGCACGCCACGUUCGGGAGGAGGAACGGCAACUAGUGCGGGGGCUUCUGGGUCUUUACCGGCCUCUUCCGCUUCGUCUUCAAGCAGCGAGAGCAGCAGCACCUCCAUUUCGGCAACGUCGAGACCGGCAGCGUUGACUCUUAGGGAGCUUGUCACAGGUGUUGUUGAUUUCCUGAACGCGUACGGCGACACUAUGGUAAGUGGCAAGAGAUUACGGGACUCAAACAGGGUUGAAGUGGUGAUGAGUGAGAUGCUGGCGCAGGUGGGGCCGGUCUCGUCGGGCCGCUGGAUUUCGUUGGCCGACAUCGCUUCGGAGGUAAAGGCAAUGGCGUCGCGGGCGCUCGCACGACAAACACGAGUGCAGCGCAUGAAAGCCGCUCUUGAGAAAAGUCGUAAUUCUGCGAAACAGACAGAUGGUCAUUUAACGCCGGCCUUUUAUCGCGAAAGCAGCAGUGAUUCGGAUGCUGACGACACGAGUGAUGUCGGUAUGAUAAUCCAACGUCCGUGGUGGGUUUCUGCAGACGAGUGGGAGCGUCUCACCGGCAGUGAAACAAGCGAUGACGCAAGUGACGCAGCAGGUUUCGAGGUCUUUGCGCAGGCUGAGGAUACUACAGACGCCACCUCCCCAUCUCAACGAGCGCAACCCGGAACACAAUCUUCUGCAGGAGAAUCUUCUGCGCCACCACGGACUGCGAGGCAGAAAGCGGGUGCAAUCAUGUCGCAGAGUUGGUUUGCUAGACCGCAGGAAGCGAUUGAGUCGAUCAACAGUCUCAAAAGCUGCUUUCCGGAGGUCGACUUUCUGGAGUUGACGCAAGUGUCGGAGCUGCUUGGCGACUUCGUGGGAGUGGAGAUGCCUCCAGGUUCUUCCUCGGUCGUGGUGUCGAUGACCGGUCCGAGCGGGCCCAUCCGCCGGUUUGCAGCGCAGCUCGCGCGAGACUUGUGCCAGUUGCGCAACGAGCAAGUCGGCGUAGAAAACAGCGUCGAGGCAUUCGGCGCACCUGGAGGGCGCUCGUCGCUAUCCUUCAAAGAGUUGCUACAUGCCUUAGAACACCUUUCCGACUACGAAGUGGACAAGUCAUUGUCCCACUACACGCAGAUGGUGACGGUGCUCCGCGCGAUAGUGCGCAAGUCUCCUGCAGGCGAAGACGCCCUACGCCUGGCCGCGAAAAUCGGGCAUCUGCGGCGGGAGUUCUUGGCGUUGAGGGACCAUUCGAUGGCGCAGAGCGCCGGCGAGAACAUUCGCAGCCAGCUGAGCGCAUCUCGAGACGCAGUGGAUGCGGAGUCAGCCAUUUUGCUGCAGGACACGAUCAUGAAACUCGUCCAGGACACGAUGAAUGCCGCGUCGGAGGAAGAAGCAUCGAGUGUGUUUCUGAUCGCCCCGCAGGGGUCAGAACGAGGCGAUGCGCUCAUUGUGAAGUCACAGUCGGAUGAUGAGGCGCGCAGCGAAGAAUUUAUUGACUUGCCACCGCUGGGCGCGGUGUGGGCACAGAUUUCGGAGGUCCUACAACAGUAUUGGCCUGCUGAUACUGCGGUUGAUUUGAUCACCGCCUGGGAAGAGCUGCGGCGGGCGUAUCCGAAAUCGGGUAUGGCGGGUGUAGCAGACGCGACCGCGCUUCUGUCCCGGCUAUUCUUUCCCUCGCUUGCGCUCAGAAGCGAGCGCUUCUCGACAUGGCAACUGCCAAGGUUACAAAUGGUAUCUGACGGGGAAGAUUUCAUCGCGGAGUUGCUCGCAGAGGGUGGAUAUGAAGAUCACCGCGACAUCACGACAGCAAAUGAUAGUCCAUCCAGUGAUGGCCUCAUCUACUAUUCGUCUUCUGGAGACGCUGCUUCGAUGAUGAGGAGAGGGAGAACCCGACAGAAAUGCAGUGGUAUCAUUUCUUGUUUGUGGCAGAAGGUCGUCCAUUUUCUUGGUGUCAUCUUUGGUUUUGCUCACUCUGAAACACCACCUGGUUUUAAAACGACCUUUGCACGCAAAUUGAGAGCGGCGCAAAAUGCUCGCCGUCGGGAAGCUAGUGCAAUUGCAAGUAUUGAAGCCGAUCCAGAUAGUGUGCAGAGUGCAGCGCAGGCGCAAACGGAAAUCACACGGGAUGAGAAGCAGCUGGCAAAAGCUGAGCAGCGCAUCACGUCCUCUCUGGUAGCGCCGCUGAAAGCGCUCCAAGAGAAGCAGUUUGCGUCCCCAUCAAUGACGGCCGAGGACAAGGAGGCCCAGUGGUGGGUAAGCGGCUCGGCCGUGCAACCCUUCGAUGCAGAUCUCAUGCAGGUUGCACUGUGGCUAGCGCGUGCGAAGGUUCUCUCGUCCUCCAGCAAGGAGCAAAUGAACCUCGAAGCCGCCGUCGAGACACUAGGUCGACUAGGUCCCUUCUUCCGCGAGGGUGAAGUCGGAGAGGCCGUAGAUCACUUCCUGCAUUUUUUUGUGGAGAUGCAGCCAGAAGCUGUGCUGCAUCACUCUUACCGCGUAAGCCGACAGCAGUGGCUGUUGCGCGAGGAGACGAGGCUAAAGGGAGUUCUUCGCAGAAAGGCAAAGCUGGAAAAAUCGAACGUGGCAGACUCGCAUCGGAUUGGCCGUAUUAUCCCUGAGACCGAUGUACUGGAUGCAGACUCCAGUGGAAUCGCUCUCGGCGCGAUGCUCCUUGAUCGGGACGGUAGCGACGCUGGAUCGCAGGAAAGCAAUCCUAUCGGCGCGGCGGCGACAGUCGAAGAGCGGCCGAAGAUGUUGUUGGAUCGUCGUGCGGCGGACGCCAUGCGGACUGGAGACGGACACGCAGAGCUUUUACCGCAGUUUCCGCGUUCGUCUAUGCCCGACUUUGCCGCACAAACAAUCAGGUGCCGAGAAAGCAUGUCCGGAAUUGAGAGCGGCAUCUCACUAGAGCAUCUGCGGGAUGCAGCAGUGCGAUUGUCACGAGCGACAGUCCUCUUAUCGCCCCAAGUGUACGAUCUUGCGGAUCGCGGUGCCCCCAUGCGAUUUUUCCACAAGAAGCCACCACAGAAUCGCGCGCUGCACACUGCCAGUAGUGCUUGGGAUUUCUUCUCAACUAUUUUCGGAAGCACGAAUUCGCGAGUUUUAAGGAAUCCGACGCCGUCAUCAGCAUCGACAUCGUGGUGGUCGCCAUUUACGUCGAAAGCGGAGCAGAUGCCUACGUCUUCACGAGCCGACUCAACAGGAUCAGAGGAUGCGCAAACUCUCUACUUGACUGAGAGUGUUCUGGAACAGCUCUGGGCGCCGCAAACAGUGCUGCUGCUCCUUGGCAAGAUCGGCGUGAGCUUUUCCGAUAGUGCGGAUUUGUCAUUGACACGUAUUGUCUUCUCCCUCCUUCGACUGCUGUCGGUAGCCACUGAGAGUCUGCAACAAAAUGUUGGUGAACAUGCAGAAGCGGAGACCAUGCGGGGAAGUGGGGUGUCGCUAAGGCCUUCCGUGCCGGCCACUCCCUCUCUCUUUUCGUUCACCUCAAGUGGUACAAGAACAGGUGCUGAACAACCUGAAUUGACAGAGGUUGGGUCGUCUACUGAUGCACAACGGCUGUUGAGACGCGUCGAUGUUGGAGACGUUUCUUCUGCCUCAGCCCCCCUGCUCCGCAUUCUAGAUUUGGACGCUAUCAUCAGGACGCUGAUUGAAGCAGGCACAUCAACUCCCGCAAGAUCUACGGAUACUAGUACAGUGAGCAGUGGUCCUGGUGACGGAACCAAGGCUGCUGGGGGGACAGGAACUACUGGUGCGCAAGUAGUCCCUCCCUCGGUCGUGACCUGGGAAGAUGCUGUCGCUGCUACCUCUGCAGCGAUCCGUGCUCAUCCUGCGCGAUUCUUGUCAGCCAGAAUAUCUGAAACCGGAGAUGACAGUGGACACUUGCGGAUCGAAGUGCGAGAUCGUCUCGGAGUAUCUGACGAGUUGGUAGACCUUGAUGCAGUCACGACGUCGGACGCCGCGACAGUAGGGGUACCUUCUCCAGGAGACGAUUAUAGCUAUCUUAUCGGCACAAAACUAGGUGGUGAAGACGGUAGACGCGAUAUGGAGAUUCUAGUUUCGGGACCCUCGUCUGAUUUUGAGCACCCGCGGUUGGAGGAACAAGAAGAUGCAGAACCUUGGGAGAGUCGCUUCCGAAACAGCGCAGUGCUGCGAAGGGAGGGAUUUCGAAUCGGCCACACAGGUACGCACAUGGACACAACCAGGCUGCUAAUUUGCCUUGUCGUGGCUUUCCUCGUCGUUGUAGCAGCGAUGUUGCGGCGAAUCCCGAAAUCGCGACGCUCAAGCGCCAUUCAGCAAGUGGUCGGAUCGUGGCAAGGAUACGGGACACUCAAGAUGAAAACCGGGAACGCUUCCCUAGCCUCUGAUGAUGCUGAAGCGCAACCACAGAAACAAGAGGAAACAGUAUAUCGAAAAGGUAUCAUCUAUUAGUUCUACUUGCAUUUUUGGCGUUGGCAAUCGAUUCGGAUCAACUGCAGGUACUACAAUACAGGAAGAUGUGCAACAGUAGAAACAUUUAGUUUUGGUUUUCUUUUUGGAUUGCAUCUGUCUUUUGGCUCAACAUUUGUCUCAGGCUUCUUUGCAGAUGCAGAUCAGAAGAUGAGGCAGAUGUCCAGUGUAAUCGAGCAUUCUACAACAUCAAUGCACCGUGUUGAUGGAUCGGAUAGUGACGGUCUUGGGAAGCUCCAGAGGUUGACUAGAGCAGGUGCCGGAGAGGAAUCCAGUACGUACGGAUCGACGAUGAACCCUUCGAUAACGAGUACGAGUCUAUCAGAGCUAGAUCCGCUGGAACCAUCCGCUGGCCAGAUGAUGAGUAGCGUUACAUCCAUCGCGGCUGUCAAUGACUUUGAUUUGGAGGUCAGAGGGCUGCAGGAGGUAUCAGCAGCACCGAUGACAAGUGCUGUCACAGACGAAGAUAUCAUUCUAUGAUUCUUGUAGAAGAAAAUGAAAAUUGUAGAAAAAUACUAGACUUGAAGUUUUUUCAACAUAAGUCAUUUGGAGAAGAGCGUCAACAAAUAAUUGACAACGAACCAGUAUGUCUUAGAGGACACGCCAUGUCCAAGAAACAAAUCAUCCACUGAAGUUUGCUAAUAAGCAGUAAGAACUCGCCCACAGGGAGUCAACUUUUUUUCACCAAGCAAGCACAAGAAGACGCUACUGACUCGAUACAUGAUAUUCGAUUUGAUCAAAGUCACAACUUACUUUCUCGAAAAAAGUUAGACUUCCAGCAUGAUGAUGCUAAUUGACCAAAGAUCAAAAUCAAUGCACCUUUCUCGAGAAUUUAAAUUGAGCUUAUUUUUGUCAUGUAGCGUUUCAUAUGUCAUUGGGUGACAAAGAAACCCACAUCUCGGUACCCCUGCAAGGCUCGCUGGGGUCUGUUGUCUAUUAUUCCUAGCGCGUGCCUGUUUCGAAGGCUUGUCAUUCCGGAAACGCACCUUCUUUGCAUUUUCCUGUUUAGCUGAACAACAAUGAAAACAAAAUGAAGAAGUUACCUCCUUUCGAAAAAUUGAAUGAUACACAUCGUCUAUCAAGAACUAGUCUCUUUUAUAUAAUCGUUGCAAGUACAUCUACGAGUACAUCGAGAUGAAACAGUACUUUUCUAAUUUUUGUUGACGAAUUGUUUGAUUGUUGAUUUUAUAUCUCGUCCGAGUGUGGUCUGUUCAAAAUGAAAUAUUCUUCUGACGUCUACUUAAAGAUAAUUUUAUAAGUAUAUAGAUACAU